Molecule: messenger RNA, 1064 nt
Organism: Erythranthe guttata (spotted monkey flower)
Lineage: Eukaryota; Viridiplantae; Streptophyta; Magnoliopsida; Lamiales; Phrymaceae
Product: FANTASTIC four-like protein (DUF3049)
Source: RefSeq, a predicted model, not a curated record
AUUUAUAACCACCCAAUAUUUCCGAGGCACACCACAAAAGCAGCAACCCUCAUAAUUAGUUUUUACCAUAUUUUUUUUGUUCUUGACUUUAUCAGCAAAACACCCAAUCUCUGUAUAUCUCUGCACACACAUUCUCACACACUCACGGUUUUUUUUUUUUCAGUCACCGCCAUUUUUGGCACAUCUUUUUUCUUGGUAGCCAAAAAAAAAAAAAAAAAAAAAACAUGGCGGCAACCUGUGGCAGUUUUGAUCACAUAUUCGACAAACCCUUGUCGGAAUCUCCAACGUUUCUCGAAUGCCUCUCGCCAUGGAAACACAUUAAAAAAUCCAUCGACAAUACGCCCCCGUCGUUUACGGAGUUAUUUGGCGAAUUACAUUUCAAAGACAACCACGCCGAUGAUAAUAAUCAUAAUAAUAAUAAUUCGCCAACGAAAAUAUCGAACGGCUCAAAAUCAUUACCACCGUCAUCGAUCAAGAAUAAGAAGGACUACCGACACAGCGAGAGCUUUUCGUCGAUGAAUUCGGAGAGUUUGUCGAUGUGCACGGAAGGGUUAGGGUUUGAGAGCUUCGACGAGGCCGACGGUUUGUGUAACGACGAGGCGGGGAGGAAGAAUCAAGUGAGGAGGAGGAUGAGUAUCUUGGGGAUAAAGAUAGAUGAGAAUAAUUAUCAUAGAUAUUCCAUUAUUACAGGGGAGACUCCGCCGCCGCUUUCGUGUAUCGGGAGGAGCGCCGGGAAGCCAUGGUUGUGCUUCAUAUCUUACAGGGAAGGUGGGAGGCUUAUUAUGAAGGAGGUGAGAAUUCCGAUGCAGGAGUCGUUCUUGCAUGCAUGCCGUGAAAAUGGACGUUUGAAAAUGCAGUUUAUUCAUUCAGACGAAGAGGAGGAAGAAGAAGAAGAGAAUCAAGAUAGAAUAUUCAAGAAUAUUGAACAUGAAGAUGAAUUGUAAUUGAUCAAGGGAGGAAUUCUUUUUUGUUAGUGUUAAUUAAUUAGCAUAACUUGUGUUUUUUAAAGAUGUAAUUUUUAUUGAAUUGUGUGGCUUUUGCCUUACUUAUCUUCAUUUUCUUGA